ACCUCGGUGCAGUAAGGUGCAAUCUGUACACUCCACAAUGAAUUAUCAUAUUUUCCUAGGAUUCCUCGCCGUUGCUGCGGCUUACCCUGGCAUCAUCCACGAUGAAGCUCCCCAACUCGAAGAAAAGUACGAUCAUGCUUUAAUAGGCGAAUCGGGUCACCAGCAUCAUAUUCAGCAUGAGCACGCCAAGUCCCAUCAGUCGAUCAAAUUCGAACACUUCCAUCCAGUCCCUGUGUAUGUUAAGAAAGAACAUAAGCAUCUGUUGGAGCACCCAUUGGAGAAAGGAAAAUCGGAACAGAAUCUGAAACUCAUCCACCCUGAGACUGAGCAUAAACAUGGUGGUGGUCUCGUUUUGGAAGACCAUAGACUAGAUACAGAACAUCUAGCUGCCAGCCUCGGCCACGGAGGUCUCGAGCAUGGAGGUUAUGAACACGGAGGUUUCGAGCAAGGUAUCGAGCAAGGAGGUCUCGAACAUUACGGUGGUUACGAUGGCGGUGAAGGUUUGAAAGGCUACGCUGAGCUUCAGGCCCCACAAUAUGAAUCUGAGCACGGACAAGCUCUAUCUGGCAAUAGCGAAGGAGGAUACCACUACGGCGGUUAUUAAUAGCAUUAAUUUAAUUAAAACUCCUUUGUGGAGAAAGCUUCAGUAUUCUCUGCAAUCUAAAUGAAUUAAGGAGUAUUUCUUGCCUGUUAACAAAAUAUUCUAUAUUUUUAUUUCUAUUGCUUACAAUCUUAUUUGUAAUAUAAUAACAACAAGUGAUAUCGUUGAUUUUACUAUGGAUAAGGUUUCUGAAGCAGUAGAGAUAUUUAUAUAGAGGCUUUAACUCGUAAGCUUGUUUGUGACUUGUUUGUGCUUUGUUUAAAAUGUACCUGAUAGGCUUAGAAAUUGGUUGUAUCGAAGAUACGCUUUGAAAAUGUUAUUGUCUAAAAGUUGUGACAUAAUUUGAUUGAAAGGUCAUUCGUUAAAAGUAACUAGAGGCGCCUGAUGAGUCCCUGUGAAAUUGUGAUAUUAAUAAAAUGUUUGUUUUAAAUUAUAUUUUUUAUUCACUUCCCAUAUUGAUUAUUACAUACAAAAAAUAUAUAUAAAUCAAUAAUAAAAUGUCUAAAUUAUUAUUAAUUAUUGCUGCCGAUAUUGUUAUAUGUUUCGAUCUUAAUCUAAUCGAAAUAGUAAUAAUAACUCAACUUCGUUAAAAAUACGUUUACAGAAUCAUUAGAAAAACCUAUUUUGCAUGAUUGAUUUCAUAGAAUUUUAGAGUUUAAUUUAUCACGAAAUAGAUUCAAUAAAUAGAAAUAUUGCGUUAUGAUAAAAAAAAGUUACAUUUAACUAAUGAAUAACGAGAACAGUGCAAUAUACAUGAUGGCAUAAAUCGAUAUAAGAUAAUAAUUAAUGCAAACAGGUUUAAAGUAGUAAUUCUAUACUGAAGCAGCAAAAAAAUAAUGAAAAUUACGUGACACUAAUUUGUUAGAGCAAUAA
Molecule: messenger RNA, 1474 nt
Organism: Diatraea saccharalis (sugarcane borer)
Lineage: Eukaryota; Metazoa; Arthropoda; Insecta; Lepidoptera; Crambidae
Source: the annotation of a GenBank genome assembly